GGGUUUGGUCUCGAGCAGUCUCCUAAGUCCCCUACAUUUCUUCCUCAAAACACUUCUUCUCUCUCUGCGGCGUAUAUUAUUCAAAAGACGCUUAUUAGGCCUCAAAAUUCAUCUAACCUCACGCCAACUGCCUUCGUUGGCGGCGACCCUUUUCUUUCAAACACUUCAAGUUGGGGCUCUCGUCUUAAAAUCUAACAGCACCGAUUGGACCCGACCCGUUCCCAAUCCCCUCCGUUCAUCGCGUUGCAAAAGGGGUUGUUUUUCUGCCUCAAAUUAUGCUAGUUUCUAGGCUUUCUAGACUUGGAUUUCGUGUUGCCAAAGAGCUUUCACGAGGCGGAUAUACGUACACAUCUAGAACAAGAUAUAGACAAAGGCCUUGCGGGCGAUACCAGCGCUCCCUGCUUGAAUUACUGCCAGAAACUAGAGCCUUUCAAGGUGCCAUAUUUCAAAAGCAUCAUGAUUUUUCUACAUCAGCUUCCAACAAUGCUUCUGAGGGAGGGGAUGAACAGAAAGAAACGAUAUCUGUCACAUUUGUUUUAAAGGAUGGAGAAGAAAUGCAUGUUCGGGUGCCUAUUGGAAUGUCUAUUCUGGAAGCAGCCCAUGAAAAUGAUAUAGAACUAGAAGGAGCAUGUGAGGGUUCACUUGCUUGUUCGACUUGCCAUGUCAUAGUGAUGGACAUGGAGCAGUAUAAUAAAUUAGAAGAUCCAACUGAUGAGGAGAAUGAUAUGUUGGACCUGGCAUUUGGGCUUACAGAAACGUCUCGGCUGGGUUGUCAAAUAAUUGCCAGGCCGGAACUCGAUGGAAUUCGUUUAGCAAUCCCUGCUGCCACUCGAAACUUUGCUGUUGAUGGGUAUGUUCCAAAACCCCACUAGAACGAUACUACACCAAACCCUGUUUCAUUGAGCGAAGAGGAUCCAGUCAUCCAGUUUUGUAGCUUCUCUAUUGUGUUGGAUCGACGAGCAUCUAUUAUCCUCAAGUGAUUUUUUUGUAUUAAUUAUUACUUAAUAAAUUCCCAAUAAUCCCUUUGUGAAGUUGAUUCUAUAGAUCAAAUAAUAUUAAGGUUCCAUUGACCACACUUUGUUCCAUAUUUUUAUGAAUACAGACACGGAAAACUCGAGAUUAAUGUCA
Messenger RNA from Theobroma umbraticum, 1128 nucleotides. Its product is annotated as adrenodoxin-like protein 2, mitochondrial. The record is from RefSeq and is a predicted model, not a curated record. Gene Ontology annotation, biological process: P450-containing electron transport chain. Gene Ontology annotation, molecular function: 2 iron, 2 sulfur cluster binding; electron transfer activity. Lineage: Eukaryota; Viridiplantae; Streptophyta; Magnoliopsida; Malvales; Malvaceae. Gene Ontology annotation, cellular component: mitochondrion.